Hydractinia symbiolongicarpus is the source of this 2380-nucleotide messenger RNA. RefSeq names its product spermatogenesis-associated protein 6-like. Gene Ontology annotation, molecular function: myosin light chain binding. The record is from RefSeq and is a predicted model, not a curated record. The coding region runs from base 191 to 1384 and encodes 397 amino acids. The transcript has 11 exons. Gene Ontology annotation, biological process: spermatogenesis. NCBI's taxonomy places the organism in Eukaryota, Metazoa, Cnidaria, Hydrozoa, Anthoathecata, Hydractiniidae.
AUUUUUUAUGAAUGGGAGACUGGUUAAAAAUUGCGGAGCUGUUUACAAAUCUACGAGCUGCAGAAUAACAUUAAAAUCACAGGGUUGAUGUGAAAAGGAAAUCUAUUUUUACAGAAAAUCUCUAUAACACUUAGUGGAAGCUACUUAUAUGUCAGUUAAAACGAAACUAUAACUUCAAAAGGCAAAAAAGAUGCCACGCAAGGCAAUGAAAUGCAUCGUAGAGAUUGAUUUGCAUGUUAUAACAUGUCCUGGGACGUUUCUUCGAGAUUAUGAAUAUGUAUAUUUGCAUAUGGAAAUGUUGGGCUUGGAAGCAAGAACUAAAUCUGUCCCACCAACUUUUCCUUUGUUUUUUCAUGAGAGAUUAAAGUUCGAAAGAACUUUUUAUGAUUGCACUGAUCCUGCUCUUGUCGCAGCACUUUUGAAGGGAGAAGACAUCAUUGUUGAAUUACGGCAACACACCGACUAUAUCACAGAUGGAAAGGUUAUUUCUCAUUGCAGUAGCAACACUCACGACUUUUUGUAUCCAGCAAUACCGCCAUACUAUGGAUCUGGUAGAGAAAUAUUAUUAUACAAAACUGCAAAAUUUAAACCUAUCAGAGUAACUGGAGAACCUGUCAAAUUGGAGUUUUCAACAAAAACAGUGAUAAAAGAAGUUCCAGAUUAUGACACCAUGGAGAAUGGGGACAAAGGCCAGCGUGUUUUGAACGCCUAUACACUACGCAAAUCCAGCUCAAAGGAAAGUCUUAAGCCUAAAAAGUCCAACUUAAAAAAUUCCAAAAGUACGCCUGACUUGUCGCAAAAGGAACAAGAGGAAUUUGUUAUCCGUAGAAAGGAUGAUACUGUAUUAUCCAAUCGUGACUUUUCAACUUUUGUCAAUCCUAAGCCUCGUCGAUCACCAUCACCUGCUCGGAAGAUGUUACGACAACGCUCGGCGUCUCCAUCGCGAACGAAAAAGGCGCUGGGAAAUACAACAGUCGAAUCUAUUCCAGCAUGGAAAUACUCAUCUGAUUAUCCUCACCAUUACCCUUCAAGACAUUAUCGUUCAGUGACUGAUCCUUUUUAUUACACUUCAACCCCUGCGAAAAAUUUAAGCUACGCUUUUGAUGAUUUGAAUCUGUCAGGAAGAAGGAGUCGCAGCUACAUCUCGCCGAGUUACUACGUCUCACCUAACAUUACCUCCGCUUUGAACUCGUCUCAGCGUAUCCAACGUAGAGUUGAUAAUAUUCUACAUAAGAAACACUAUUCAGUGGAUUCAGAUGCUGAGAGUGAUUAUUCACUGGAUUUAUUGCGAGAAUCGUUGCGCGAUGAGAGGAACGCGUUAAACGAUGCUAUCAAGGAGGCUGACAGAGAGGCGUUCUACCGUUCGUUAAACAAAACACGAUAAAGUUUGCACUUGAAGCCAUUUGAACGUAUUGUAAAUAGAAAUACAAACAUUGUCGGAAAAGCGAAUUUUUAUUUAUGCUAGUUCUCCAGGCUAGUGUUUACCAUGUUAGCCUAGUUCACUUACCACUAAAGAAUUUGCUUGUAUUUCACCUAGUUGGUCAAUUAUACUAUAUUUCUAUUUCGCUUAGAGCUAUUUUAGAAGAUUUUAGGUUACUAAUUUUUAAAAUACUUACCGUGUAAACCAGCCUUAAAGAAGUCCUAAGAAAAGAGUAUGUGAAGCCUUAUAUGCUUAUAUUUUGGGUUGGUUUUUACUUCGAAAACAUUCUGUUAUUCGUUAGCGGCUUGAAUAGCGUGAAUUCAUAAAACAGCGACUUUUGUAAAAUUUGUAUUUUAUGUUGUUUGUAUAAUCAAGUCAUGUUAGUAAUCGAGCUAAAUUAUAUUUUUAAAUGUAUUAUACUUUCGUGUUUAUUUUUGCGUGUUUUCGUUACUGUUUUGAGUUAGCAGCGUUUCGUUACGGUUUCGUGUAGACAUCGUUCCGUUGUUGUUUGAGAUAAUUACUACUUUCGUCACUGUUACGAGUGAACGCCGCUUUCGUUGCUGUUUCGAGAAAUUAUCGCUUUUGUAAAAAAACUUAACAUGUUUAACAUGUUCUUAUCUAAACAGUGCUCGUUUAAAGUUCUUAACUUCGGAAUCCGUAAUGUUCCCGCUGUGUGGACUUAUGAUUUAUGUGCGUCUUAUCAACGUCGUCCCCAGGGAUAUUUUAUUUUUAGACAUUGGGUGCUUGGGUCGAGUGUAUGCCAAAAAGAAGUCUUGGGGACGAGGUUGUUGUGUUGUUAUUUAAUGAUUUGGAAUUUUUAUCUAAAAUUUUGUAGUAUACUAAUAUUCUUAUUUUGAAUGUAAUGAACUUAGUGAUUUUUUUAUACAUGGUCACUCCUACCGUAGUAAACAUAGAUACAUCAUUGUAUUUAUUUGAAUAGAAGAUGUGUUCAUGUAUUCA